UCGGAACUUCUGGGCGCCCUCUUUCCUUACGCCGAGCGGUUUCUCUCAAUCGAGAGAGCUCUUCAACCCACCGAUCUGUCUCCUUUGCGUCAUCAUUCCAGCAUCCGUUCUUGAAAAGGGUUUAUUGACCACAUCCCAUCGCAGUAAUGGAUCUUGCUGGUGCAUCUGGUUCUCGACCUCCUCCAGUGGCCGACCCUUCGACCGCUCUCGCAGAUGCCGUCUUCAACAUGUCCUUGGACUCGCACUCGAAGCAACGCACUCCAGCCAACACCUCAUCUAGUAAUGGUGCAAAGGCAACCCGCAUGAACCCAUGGCCCUCGCUCAACCGGAACGACAACCUAGACAUCGAAAUAAUCCACCAACUACCAAAUGUGCCCGCUACCGUAUUCACUCUCUUUCCGAAGCUAGUUCCAGAACUCCGCUGCAAGGUAUGGUACUGGGCUUCCCAUCUCCCUCGAAUCAUUGAAAUCGAGCGAUGUCCCACACGUGAUGGAUCUAUUGAUCUGGGAACCCAUCCUGAGCAUCAAGUGUGUCCAAAGUCCAGGUUGCCGCACGUGGUUCUGCAGGUCAAUCACGAGGCUCGGAAGGCGGCGAUGAAGGUGUAUGAAAUGAGGACCUUUGACUCUGAUGAAGGACGUUUCAUCUACUUUAACCCAAAAUCGGAUAUCGUCUACUUUGGGGAGAAGAACUGCUUUGCGACAAUGAUCCGGGCAUUCAUGCAUGCUAGUCGGAACAAGGAAGAGAUCCCACAAGUCGCGAUAGAUGUUGUAAAGAGGUGUAGAUCGUAUGAGUGCCCACACGAUACACUCGAGCACCCCUACCUGAGGGUAGUUGAUGAGUUGAGGGUCUUGCAUGGCUUCGAUAACGGGCCCUCCGCCGUCACUGACCCAGAGAAGCAAUGGAAUGGCUGUCCUGGAUUGAGAGAAGUAUACUUCGUUGUGAAGUCGGAUUCCUUGCAGCUAGACGUCGGAGCCAUCGACGCAUCGAUUGUAUUUCGGCCCGCAACGGCCAGCUGCAUGACAGAGGAUCAGAUAUCAAAGAAGCAAGAUCUAGAGUACGAGGUCGAAUAUAUGAGACGCUGCGUCGGUCUGAUGGGCAUCGAGGAGUACAAAUGGUCCGAGGAUCCGCUAAAGUUCCAUUUUGUCAGCUUGGCUUCACUUAUCGUUAAACGACCAGAUUAUCGGAUACAUUCAACCAUGUCCGUAAAACAGGAAGGAAUCAAGAGACUGGAGCAGAACAACUGGUCUUUCGUGAAGCGUCUCGAGAGCAGGACUGAGUGCCAUAUCACGAUUCCCGAGAACCCGUUUCGUCGAAGACGACCCCUUGAGAUUGGAUUCUUUGGAACGAAGGAAAACGUUGCGAAGGCGAAGCAACGAAUCAUGGAGAAGGCAAUGACAUACGGAGACAUACAGAAAUGGCGGAAAGAAAUCAUGAAGGAACCGAUCAAGCAGACGUUCGAGGAAACGAUAAAGUGUCUGGUCAAGAUGAAUCGUUCAACCGGGGAGCUAUUAAUCGAGGAGAACUUCGUUGGUAUCGAGACAGAGGGGGAGGCGAGCGAUGAGAAGUGGGAGAUUUUGCGUCAGGAUCUGGUGAGCAAGACAAAAGAGGAACUGACCCAGGAAUCGAACGAGGACCAUAUCAAGGAUAUUCUCACCAUUGCUCUGAGCCUUCCACAGAAGAACCCUUUCAAGGGACUGAAAGGAGAGGAGGGCUAGGUCAUGGUCUCGCAUGGACCAAAUAAACUGGGCAGAAAGUCCGACCAGGUUACGGGAGAGAGAAGUGAGUGAGGAGAAGUGGAGGGAGGGGGGAUGAUUGUAAACGGAAACUCGCAAGCUGACGAUGCUUCUGUAUGGGGCAUCCCAGAAUGUCAUUGGCUUAGAGGGAACCAAUAACAGCUGAUUAUGACCUCUUGUUAAGUCCAUUAAGUGACUUCUCGAGUACCCGAAUACAUUGACAGAUGUGGCUUGACAACUGUCGAGACCUGUCGAGUCGCGAUUUACAUACAUGAUUAGCAAGCAUCGCCCGAACCUACGCGCUAUUUCUGCUCCCCGGAACACCUGCGGUCUUGAACACCUGGAGUA
Molecule: messenger RNA, 2081 nt
Organism: Hyaloscypha bicolor E
Lineage: Eukaryota; Fungi; Ascomycota; Leotiomycetes; Helotiales; Hyaloscyphaceae
Exons: 3
Coding region: 147-1715 (522 amino acids)
Molecular function (GO): RNA binding
Source: RefSeq, a predicted model, not a curated record